AUGGCCAGCCGGAUUGUCCACGGGUUGGCCACGGGCGUCCACGCAACGUCCUCUCGGCGGCGUCCUACUCCCCGACACCAUGCGGUGUGGCUUCUUGCGUGCGCGGGGAUGCUCAUGGGAGCGGCCACCGACGCUCGGUCACGUCCAUGUGGCAGCAGCGCGCCGCCACUGCCCAAGAAGAGCGUGAGAGCGCAUAACCAACUACUUGGCGUCACGUAG
This is a messenger RNA of Aphanomyces astaci, 219 nucleotides long. RefSeq lists its product as hypothetical. The transcript has a single exon. The record is from RefSeq and is a predicted model, not a curated record. Bases 1 to 219 code for a protein of 72 amino acids. NCBI's taxonomy places the organism in Eukaryota, Oomycota, Saprolegniomycetes, Saprolegniales, Verrucalvaceae.